Messenger RNA from Paramormyrops kingsleyae, 2876 nucleotides. The record is from RefSeq and is a predicted model, not a curated record. NCBI's taxonomy places the organism in Eukaryota, Metazoa, Chordata, Actinopteri, Osteoglossiformes, Mormyridae.
UGUAAGGUUCAGAUGCCGUGGGUGGGUAUCUCCUGCUGACUGCUUCAUAGGCGGAGCCAAGUAGCUUUCAGGAGCUUGAAGGUUUACAGUAGCAAAACACAUCCCCCCUCUGCUGGCCAACGAACUCCCUGCUCUCUCCUGCUACACUGGAGUGCAGAGGAGAUUGAGAAGCUGACUGUGGAUGAGGACCUAAACGAUAUUGAGCGAGCUGUGUAUCUCCUCAGCUCGGGCCAGGAAGUGCAGAGGGCCAGCGUGGUCAUGAACUUGCCCAAUCUGGUGCGACAGAACCCUGCUGAGACAUUCCGGAGGGUGGUACCCAAAGUCAGGGAAGUGCUCCAUGUGGGUGGGAUGGAGCUACAACUGGCUGCAGCCUCCUCAUUUUUGACCAUCCUGCAAGAUGACAUUGUCCUCAUCCAGACGCAUACACACUCCAUUUUACAGAUUGUCCUUCUCUACCUGGAACACCGGGAUGCAGUGGUGAGCAAUGCAUGGCUCGAGACACUGCUCUCAGCUAUUGAUGUCUUGCCGAAGGAGACGAUCAGACAAGAGAUCUUGGGCCCACUGGUAUCGAAGGCACAGCUCUCACAGACCCUGCCGGCCCGACUUGCCAGCUGCCGCAUUCUGGGGAAGGUGGCUCUCAAGUUUGAGUCCCCACUGGUAAAGAAGGAGCUACUGCCUAUGGUCCUGUCUCUGUGCCAAGACAUGGAGUUUGAGGUGCGAUCCUGCAUGUGCCGGCAGCUGGAGAGCAUUGCCAGAGGAAUUGGGGUGGAGCCCACCAAGACGCUGGUGUUGCCAGAGCUCAUGGAGCUGGCUCAGGAUGAAGGAAGUAUGGUGCGGCUGGCUGCUUUUGACACAAUUGUCAGCCUCCUGGAGAUGUUUGACAGUGAGGAUCGGACUCGCAUCAUCUUUCCCCUGGUGAAGGCCUUCUGUGAGAAGUGCUUCCAGGCUGAGGAAGCUGCCCUGGCCUCCCUGUCAUGCCAGUAUGGAAGGCUCUGCCACGGCCUCUCAGGGAGCUUCACGGAGGAGCAGCACCUGUGGUUCCUGGAAUUCUACAAGAAGCUGUGCAUCGUGGGCCUCCAGCAGGAGAACGGAAACAGUGAGGCCCCCACUUACCCCCUGGAGUUGGAGAGCAAGUAUGCGCUAGUGCGCAAGAACUGUGCCUACAACUUCCCAGCCAUGGUGGUGUAUGUGCAGCCUAAGCACUUCCUGUCUGAGCUGUACCCCACGUUUUCCAGCCUGUGCCGUGAUCCUGAGAUCUCUGUGCGUCGCACGACUGCUGCCGGCUUCCAUGAAGUUGCCAAACUGUUAGGACCCAGUGUACACUGCAUCCACAAAGACCUUGUGAUACUGCUGCAGGAUGACUCCCUGGAGGUAUUAGAUGCCCUCAUGACCCACUUGCAGGAAACUCUGGAGCUGGCCACUUUGCGGGGAGAGGGCAGUGGGCCUGAGACCAAGGUGAGCAUACCAGAUCUGGUUCCAGCCCUGGCAGCUGCAGAGCAGAAGGCGGCCGCCUCACUGCGCUGGCGUGUCCAUGAGAAGCUACUGCAGAGAUACGCCUGCCUGCCCCGCAUUGUCUCUGGGGACCAGAUCUACUUUCGCUUCCUUCAGAGGAUGUUCACCAUUGUCACCACCAACAAUGUGCUCCCAGUCCAGAAAGAAGCAGCUAGAACAUUGUGCGUGUUCCUGCGGUACAACCGCAAACAAGAGCAACGGCAAGAGAUCAUAAGCAAAGUGGCUGAGCAACUUGCCCAAGGCAGAAGUUACUGGAAUAGGCUGCGCUAUUUGGAUCUAUGUGAAAUAGCCAUGGACCUCUUCUCUAAAUCCUACUUUUGUAAAUAUUUCCUGGUACUGGCCCUGGAGUUGGUCAAUGACCCUGUAGCCAAUGUUAGGUACAAACUGUGCCGCAUGCUACCCAGGCUAAAGGAGUCUAUCAGGCUGCCAGCAGAUAAGCACUUGCUACAGCAGCUGGAGUUCUGCGUACGCAGACUGCUGUGCCGAGAGAAGGACCAGGAUGUGGUGGCGAGCGUUCGCAAGACUGUGCUGGAACUGGACAAACUAGACAUCACCGAACCAUAUCACAAGCGACAUGAGCGAGACUUACUGGACCAGAAGAAAGAGACGGAGGAGGCCCUGUUGCUGGAGAUGGAGCAGCUAGAAAGACAUCAGAGUGAAGGGAGACUUGAAAGUGACAAGCAUUUAGACAAAAAGCGGAAAGAGACGAAGCGGACCAAACUGGCACGAAGCCGCUCACUCAGCAGCCACCCCUCUACAUCCAAGAUGACCACUUUGGAGAAACCUUCAAAGGGCAAGGAGCCAGGAACCUGCCCAGCACCAGUGAAGGGGCCCAUUCCCCCCUCUUCAGAUGACGGCCUCCGCUCUCACCACUUUGGCCAUGCCCCCUCCUCCUCCAUGCCAGUUCUGAUCCGUAGCAACACCAGCAGCACUCUGGACCAUCGGAGCAGCACGAUCAAGGAGACCAGGAAGCUAACCAUGCAAAGAAAAUCCAACUCUUUCGGGAUGCAGUAAAGACGGAAAUGCCAAGGAAGAUUCUCCACCCCUGUCUCCAUAUUCUCGCAUCCUAUGACCUAUGACCUGCUUUCUCUUCAUAGUGACAGUCUGGCUCCACAUAUGGAGAAAUCAGCAUCCCUCUGAUUUGAUUCUCCGACUCUCAACCAACAGACUAGUAAACCAACAUACUGAAAAAAACAAUCCGUCCAGCUAGCUUAAGCAUGUAUUUUUCAACGCAGUCCUCAGGGACCCCAGACAGCCUGCAUUUUUGCACCCUCUCAGCUCCCAACAUACCUGUACUAGGUACUCGAUGUACUUGAUUGCUUGAUGUGUUGCAAGCUGGGAGGGAGAAAAAUGAGGACUGGGUU